CUGUCCGCGGAGGGAAGGUAUAGGAGGGGCGGAGAUGGGCGUUGGAAGGUGCUGUUCCCUGGUGGUGAUGGUGGUGGUGGUGAUGGUGAUGGUGGCGGUAAUGGUAGUGAAGGUGCUGGGCCAAGAGGCAGGAGGCGACGAGGUAAGCGUUGCGGAGUUCACGAAGGAGGAGGGGCGUGAUGACCUGACCCCCUACCGCCGCACCCUGGACCCCUCCCGCACCCUCACCGCCUUCACCGUCUGCGCCAGGUUCAGCUUCUCGCUCCUAGAUGGCAGGACGAGCUUCCUCAGCAUCACGUAUGAGCAGCAGUACAACUAUGUCUUCAGAAUAGAGUUGUGGAUGAGGCGCGUCAGACUCGUGGUGGCAAAAUUCUGGCUCAUCUUCCCCCUCAAGACAAAGUUCCAAAUCCUCAGGUGGUAUCUCCUGUGCUUCGUCCACGACCCGGCGAGCGGCCAGGUGGAGGCGGUGCUGGACGGGCGCGCGGAGUUCGCCACGGCCCUCAAGCUGCCCGGCCCGCUCAAGGCUGACACGCUGCACCUUGGCCGCGGCACCGAUAUCUUCAUGAGCUACAGGGGGAACGUCAGCCAGGUGAACAUCUGGAGCAGGGCUCUGAGCAACGAGGAUAUGAGCACGAUGGUGGAGUGUCGCGCGAACCUGGCGGGGGACUAUUUGUCUUGGGAGCGGGAUUUGCGGGACCUUGGUGUGUUCCGCCACACCGAGCCCUUUGCCCGCCUGUGCCGGCGCCAAAGCAGCUCUCGCCACUUUCUGUUCCCCGAUGUCUCGCACGAGCAGGCCCUGUACCUGUGCGGCGCCCUCGGCACCUCCCUGCCGCUGCCCGCCAGCCUAGAAGAGAUCGCCUCCUUGCACGGGAUCAUCAACGACGCGGGCAUGGUCACACCGGGCCAGAGGAACAUCUGGACACCCAUCAACGACAUCAGGACUGAGGGCGUGUGGCGCUCCUCCCUGGACGGCGACACAACGACCGCACUCUUCUGGGACCGAGGGGAACCCAACGGACUGACCUACGAGAACUGCGUCUACAUCGGGACUGUUGCAAUGAACGACGUCGGCUGCGACGAGACGCCCGCAUCGGCGAUAUGCAAAAUGAACACCCGGCCGGUGUUCACCCUGCGCGGCACGGGGGAGGUGGAGGCGCGGGUGUCCUUCGUGGCCGAUCAGCCCAAGGCGGGGGGCGAGCUGAAGUUCCGCGGCUUCAGCGGCAACGUUAUCCUGAAGGAUGGCGGCUUUUGGGAGUGGCGGAGCACCGACAACACCACCAUGGCGCGCCUCGAAGACCUGCCCUCCCAGACCUACCCGAUGGGCCGCAGGACAUGGCUGUACCAGGGGACGAUCCAGCGGCUGGUGCUCACCGCUUGCGUGGGGGGUCAGUUCACCUGUGACGACGGCAGCUGCGUCUCGAUACAAAACCGCUGUGACUACAAGUACGACUGUGACGACCUGAGCGACGAGAACAGCUGCGUCAACAUCAAGCUGACCAAGAGUUACCAGCAGCUGCUGCCGCCCCAAUCAGACGGCGACGCCCUGCUCAUCACCGCCCUCUUCCGUGUGAUGACGGUGUCUGUCAGCACCGAGGACAUGAAGCUCGAGCUGAGCUUCGAGUUCUCGCUCCUCUGGGCCGACGAGAGGGUAGAGUUCUUCAACCUUAAGGACAAGCGCCUCAACUGGCUGCCGGAAGAGGAGCUGAACAGACUCUGGACGCCGCUCAUCUUCUUCGUCAACUCCGAGGACAACCAAAACACCCUCGUGGACGAGAACACCAUCCUGAGGGUCGACAGGCAGUGCCCCCCAGAGACCACCAGCACCAUGGACUCCCGCGAAGUCGAGAUCUUUUCCGGCUCCUGCAACCCCUUGAGGCUCUCCCGCCGCUACAAGAUGCGCUUCGCCUGCGAGUUCGACCUUCUGCUGUACCCCUUCGACCGCCAGACGUGCCAGGUGCCUCUCCUCCUGCACUCCACCAUCAGGAGCUACGUGCGUUUCCAUCCCAACGACUCCAACGUCCUCUACAGCGGCCCUUCCAAGCUGAGGGAGUACGAGGUCGGUUCUUUCAGCAUGCGGGAGCCCAGCGCCUGCAAGGACACGAGCGACAUCUGCCUGGAGGUUCCCCUGACGCGGCUGUGGGGCAACGCCGUGCUCACCAUGUACACGCCCUCGCUAAUCCUGCUCGUGCUAAGCUACAUGACGCUCUUCUUCGACCCCUCGCUCUUCGAAGUCCGCAUCAUGGCCGCCCUCACCUCCCUCCUCGUCAUGGCCACCUUCUUCACCCAGAGUUCGUCCUCGCUGCCCACCACGUCAUAUGUCAAGAUGGUAGACUUGUGGCUCCUCACCUGCAUCCUCCUCGUCUUCCUCAUGGUCAUCUUUCACACCCUCGUCGAGCGCUUUCUUCGGCAGGAGGAGGAGUUGAAGGGGAAGGGGGAGAAGGUCUGGGCCGUUGGGAAGGCUUCUCUCGCCACCUUCUCCGACGCGGGCCAUUUCAACAAGAAGUUCUCCCUCCAUUCGUCUCCUCCACCGCCGCCUUACGCCGACUCCGAGUUGCGUCCUCUCUUCACGAUGGAGUUUUUCAUGUGGGUGUCGAAAAUUACGAUGCCCAUUGUCUUCAUCACCUUCGUCAUCAUUUACCUGGCGGCCAUUGCGAUCCUUAUCAAAUCUUCUGGACCCUAAUAGAAGCAGAGAAGCGAGACAGGUAUCAGACAGGAAACAACCAUGAAUUCGUAUUUCUUUAAGAGUUGCGAAACAGGUAUUGCGUGAAUUUAUGAAGACUUACCUUGUUCAGCAUCCCAAUAAAAGCACGACAGGUGUAUGACAAAAAACGACCAGGUGUAUUUGACUCUAGAAGGACACUAAGGAUCGUAUUACUAAACAUUUCGUCGCCCAAGUUCACAUAUUUGACACGGCUUUCGUAGGAGCUUGUGGCAUUUCCUGAAGUAGUUUUAUAACCCUGGUGGUAGUCUGACCCUUCUUCUGUACCAUGAACCUCAAGAAACACUCAUUAGAACCCGAAUGAUCCUCACUUUGACCUUUAGAAAUAGUUGAUGUGACAAGCGAAUGUCUUAUAAUACUGACCUAAAACUACUAGCACCAUGAGUAUUGUGAAGACCUACCUUGUUCAGCACAGGUGUAUGACGGGAAACGACCUGGUAUAUUUACUCUUUCAGGACACCGAGACUGGUAUCAUAAGUUUUGUGUUGUUCAGACCCGCCAUAGAGACUAGACUGCAGGAAACAAUUAAACACAUGCACAUUUGACUCAGAAUAACAAAACCAACAAAACUAAUAUCUCUAUGUGACCACUGACCAAUAGAAGCACAUUGAUAGUUGGUCUGGUAACAGGAACCCAUGAGUGAAGUUGCUCCUCACUGUCACCGCACCAAGACCAAGACUAACCAGCAAUAUACUGUGUUAUGGCUAGUCUGACAAUAGUAAGCCGUGCACAUCAUCACAAUUAAGGCACCACAUCACGUUGCCUCGGAGAACACAACUCACACCCCUGCCACCACACCAAACUAGAGUAGCCCUAUCGUUUAUACUUUGAGUUCCACAGUCCACUACCGCAAGUUCGCAAGCUCCCAAACCAAACAAAAUACCACGAAAAUUCCUUGUAUAGUGUUUGGUGUUGAUGCAGAAGUAGAGAAAUUUGAAGAAACAUAUUUAUACAGGAAAUUUCUCUUGUAUAUUGGGUGUUGAAUAAAAGAAAAACGGAUCACUCUGAAGACUAUAGUUUGGUUUGAGCGCUGACAAUGAGUGUGUGAUGGACUGCGGCACUGGCCCGUUGUCUCGGUGUAGCGGAAAGGUACACCGAUUCAGUCUUUUUAACGGUGUGUAAGAUACGACAGUUGAUGGACCAAGGAUAUGAUAUUAUCUAUUUGACAGCUGUUCCCUCACGUCUACAGUCAAUUAUGCAUGUUACGAAGAUUACAUAUUACUAGUAUAUUAUUCCUUUUAUUCACCACAGUGGAUGUAGAGACGGAGAAGGAGGAAAAGGUGUGGAAGCAGAUUUUUACAGGUGAUUUCCGUUUUAUUGUGUUGUUUGUUUGGUUUUCUUUGUUUGUUACGUCUUGCUUUGCCCUUUACUUUAAAAACAAAAGGAAAGGAAAGUUAAGUAGUUUGACCCAUUUUCAUUUUGGUUUACAUGUUUCGCGUUUACUAUUAUCACUUAACAUAUAUCGUAGAUCCUGUAGCUUGCUGUGGUGCGUCGGAAGGUGGGAUAGGAGAAGGAAGGCAAGGAUGAAUAGUUAUGACCCUGUGACUCAAGAAGAGGAAACAGCAAAGGAUGAGGCGAUGCAGGGAUGGGCUUGUCAUGAGUCAGGUAAGGCGCAGCACCUGCACCCACCUGUGUCCUUUCUUUAAUUAGGGCUUAUACUCAUCACUUUCACUUUCAUGGUUCUUUUCACCGAUAGAACAUGUUGAUUUACCUUUUU
Messenger RNA from Eriocheir sinensis (Chinese mitten crab), 4436 nucleotides. RefSeq lists its product as uncharacterized. The transcript is spliced from 8 exons. The record is from RefSeq and is a predicted model, not a curated record. NCBI's taxonomy places the organism in Eukaryota, Metazoa, Arthropoda, Malacostraca, Decapoda, Varunidae. Bases 35 to 2680 code for a protein of 881 amino acids. Gene Ontology annotation, molecular function: chloride channel activity; protein binding; extracellular ligand-gated monoatomic ion channel activity. Gene Ontology annotation, cellular component: synapse; neuron projection; membrane. Gene Ontology annotation, biological process: signal transduction; nervous system process; regulation of membrane potential.